Brienomyrus brachyistius is the source of this 9721-nucleotide messenger RNA. RefSeq names its product disks large-associated protein 2-like. Gene Ontology annotation, biological process: signaling. Lineage: Eukaryota; Metazoa; Chordata; Actinopteri; Osteoglossiformes; Mormyridae. The record is from RefSeq and is a predicted model, not a curated record. Gene Ontology annotation, molecular function: molecular adaptor activity. The coding region runs from base 285 to 3521 and encodes 1078 amino acids. Gene Ontology annotation, cellular component: postsynaptic specialization; glutamatergic synapse. The transcript has 16 exons.
AUCAAGCAGCGCCCCAGCCUAUCGACCAGCGCAUACCCAUUUAAACGCUUGCACUAUCCCGGGAACUUCGCUGGUGGAGCUCAGCAUGUAAAGGCGGCCCGAGAAGAGGAAUUACCUAGAAUGUCAGCGCUGAAGAAGGUGUUGCCAGCCAUACUGCAGAAACAUUGCUGUAUCUUACCUGACAGGAAUAAAGGUGUGAAGAGCUUGCUGGUGAAAUUGAAGAGCAGAGAGAUUUACUCAGGAGGCGGUGCCGUCUGCCUGCACCUGACAUUCAGCAAACUGCCAUGAGGUGGUGCUGUGUGUCUGGAGGAAGCAUCGCAGUGUUCCCAACCGAGCGGAAGUGUGACCGGCGCACGUCUGCCAGCACGGCAUUCCGGGAUCGCCAUCCGUUUACGUUUGGAUACCAGCAGUAUUCAUGGUCCCCGUUGCGGCACUUCGAUGAAGACAGUCCGUCGCCCCCGGCCGGGAGCAUGAAGGGUCUCUCGGGUGGUCGAGUGGUGACCCAGACUGCACCGGGGCACACCUGCCUGCUGGCCGAGUGCGAGCACCCCCAGGACCUGGGUCUGCAUCACGGGCCCGAGCCACGGCCAACCUACCUACUGAGCCCUGUCGACGGUUGUCCCACCGAAUUGCGCCGCUGCUCACCGCGCAGCUCUGUCCACUCCGACUGCACGGCGAUGCCUGCCGGCGCACCCGGUGACCACGUCUCCAGCAGCACUUUCCCGCGCAUGCACUACAGCUCGCACUACGACGGCGGCGGGGGGACGCGGGACGACGGCGCUGUGGUGCCCUCACACGGCAGCGGCAAGAUGAAUCGCAUCCCCGCCAACCUGCUGGACCAGUUCGAGAAGCAGCUGCCGUUGCACCGAGAUGGCUUCCACACGCUGCAGUACCAGCGCGCCUCGGCGGCAGAGCAGCGUGGCGAGAGCCCCGGCCGCAUCCGGCACCUGGUCCACUCUGUGCAGAAGCUCUUCACCAAGUCCCACUCGCUGGAGGGCUCCUCCUCAAAGAUGAACGGCAGCAAGGGCGAUGGCCACCACCACGAUCACCACAGCCACCACCACGGCAGCCACCACGGGCACCACAAGCAUGGUAGGCGGAGCAAGAGCAAGGAGCGCCGGUCCGACGGCAAGCACCGGCCUGGUGGAGGCGGCUGGUGGAGUUCCGAUGACAACCUGGACAGCGACAGCACGUACCGGACACCCAGCGUCCUCAGCCGCCACCAUGCCAACCAUGCCGGCCACUGCUACCCUGAGGUGGGCCCGGGUCGCUUCACUGAGCUCGCCCUCAAAACGUCCCGCAGUAACAACGACGUCAAAUGCUCUGCCUGCGAGGGCCUGACGGCCGCGCCGGAGGGCCGCUUCAUGAAACGCAGCUCCUGGUCCACGCUCACUGUCAGCCAGGCUAAGGAGGCCUACCGCAAGUCUUCACUCAACCUGGAGAAACCAAUGAUGCCCCAGGACCUCAAGCCCUCCCUGAGGUCCUGCCAUUACCUGCAGGUGCCCCAGGACGAGUGGGGGGGCUACCCGGGGGCCGGCAAGGAUGAGGAGAUUCCCUGCCGGAGGAUGAGAAGCGGCAGCUACAUCAAGGCCAUGGCCGAUGACGACAGCGGCGAGUCUGACGGCAGCCCAGCCACCUCACCCCAGAAGUCCAUCCGGCCCGAUGCACUCGUUAAGGCCGUCGUGCAGCGCCCCCUGCUGGACCCUCAGAGUUUGUGGCCUUUGGAUAAAAAGAACGGAGACGUGACUAACUACAUCACCAACUUUGCGGCGGAUUUAAGUCAGAACUACCAUCUGCAGGCGGCCCGCGACCUGCACCACAACCUCACACUGGACGCAACGGCAAACUACAACUCGCCCAAGUUCCGCUCGCGCAACCAGAGCUACAUGCGGGCGGUGAGCACACUGAGCCAGGCGAGCUGUGUGAGCCAGGUGAGUGAGACUGAGGUCAAUGGCCAGUUUGAGUCGGUUUGCGAGUCCGUUUUUAGCGAAGUAGAGUCUCAGGCCAUGGAGGCCUUGGACCUGCCGGGCUGUUUCCGCACCCGAAGCCACAGUUACCUGAGAGCCAUUCAGGCUGGGUUCUCCCAGGACGACGACUGCCUCCCCUCAAUCGCCUCGUCUACUGUGACCUCCACUAUCAGAUCCACAACAGGGAUCCAGUUCCGCCUCCCUACUUCCUGUGCCGCGGACAGAACGUCCCAGCAACCUCCAGCGGUAACGUACACCCCCAGCUUUAAGAAGACCCCCCCACCAGUGCCACCACGCACCACCUCUAAGCCCCUCAUCUCCGUGACGGCCCAAAGCAGCACCGAGUCCACCCAGGAUGCCUACCACGAGGGUCGGCUGGCCCACGGCGCCCUGUGGCCGCCGGACAGCCUGGGCCGGAGCCUCUACAACUCAACGGACAGUCUGGACAGUGCCAAAGCGGUGACCAUCGCCAUGGAGACGGCCGCAGGCCUGAGACACCCUUCCACGGACAGCCAUAGCUCGGUGCUCACUUGUGACAAGGCCGUGCUGGUGUCCAAGGCCGAGGAGUACCUCAAGAGCCGGCGUUCCUCCAUCGGGAUCCAGGUGGAGGCGGCAACUGACUCUGAGUCUGAGAGCCGGGAGCUGCGGGAGUACCAUUCAGUGGGGGUCCAGGUGGAGGACGACAAGAGGCAUGGCCGGUUCAAGCGGUCCAACAGUGUGACGGCGGCAGUGCAAGCCGACCUGGAGCUGGAGGGCUUUCCAGUCCACAUGGAGGACAAGGGCCUGCAGUUCGGCGGUGCCUUCCAGAGGCACUCGGAGCCCAGCACUCCAACACAGUACGGGGCUGUCCGCACCGUGCGCACGCAGGGCCUCUUCAGCUACCGCGAGGACUACCGUACACCCGCCGAGCCGGUCAGCAGCCCGCGGCCCGAGCCCUGGCCCACAGAGGUGGCCCGUGAGCCUGGCGACACCGGACGCCUCUCACCUGGCCGCCGUGAUGGCAGCUGGUUCAUGCAGCUGCUUCACACUGAAACCAAGAGGCUGGAGGCCUGGUGCAAGGAGAUGGAGCGCGAGGCGGAGGAGAAGGACCUGUCAGAGGAGAUUCUAGGUAAAAUCCGGAGCGCCGUGGGCAGUGCACAGCUCCUCAUGUCCCAGAAAUUCCAGCAGUUCUACUGGCUCUGUCAGCAGAACCUGGACCCCAGUGCCAUGCCCAGACCGACCUCUCAGGACCUGGCCGGAUUCUGGGACCUCCUGCAGCUGUCCAUCGACGACGUCACCGCCAAAUUUGACGAGUUGCAGCAGAUCAAGAACAAUGACUGGAGGCUCAUGGAGAUCCCAGAGAAGAAGCUGCCACCCCCUGUACCAAAGAAGAGCCUGAAAGGGCGGAUGGGCGUGAUGCGGGAGAAGUCGCUGGACCUCCCGGACCGCCAACGGCAGGAGGCGCGGCGCCGGCUAAUGGCGGCCAAGCGGGCGGCCUCCUUCCGGCAGAGCUCAGUGGCUGAGCGUGCCGACAGCAUAGAGAUCUACAUCCCCGAGGCCCAGACCCGCCUCUGAGGGUGCCCCCCCCCUCCUUUCUGGUCUCCCAGCUGGCCCCCAUUUUCUGUCCUCACUUACGCGGUAACAAAUUUGUGUUGAUCCCAGCUAAAACACAAAGAUAAUAUUUAUCUAACCGUCUCGUGUUAAUACGCUACUCUACCCCCACCCACCAUUUUGCCCCAGCCACCCUCCAUCACCCUUCCCCCAUACAGUAGCAGCUUAUUCUCCAGUCAGUGACAUGUGUAUCUGACAAAACAGCAGUGAAGAGCUGACUGUGUUCUGGUACCUUUCAGCGCUAACACCCCUGUAGUGUUUACCUAGCAGGUGUGGGGAGAUGAGUUCUAGGCCCCCGUCAGGCCUUCUCAGAGGCCCACCAGCACUGGGGGAGGGGGGCUUUGGGCUAGAAUCUAAGAUGGGGUGAAUACUCAGCUUUUCGAGCCUGUAUAAUUAGCUCUUAGUAAGCGAGGGGGGUUCGAAACCUGUUUAGUUUACGAUUCUUUGGAAUUCGACCAGGAAAACUGUCCUAAAAUCCGUGCCACGGCUCAAGCAACCUCCGGAAAGGUGCGGAGGAGUUUGAGAAUGCCAAGGCAUCAUCCUCUGUCUAUCCUGCACCUCCAUUCUAUCACUUAGGCACCUGUAAAUAAUACCGCUUCUGUUUUCAAUCAUUCCGCCUCGACGCUGCAACAAGAUAUCUUGUGGGCGGAGUCACAAGUCAUAUAGUUCUGUACAGUAAAUAAUGAAUGAAUAAUAUUCCUGUUCGUAUUUCCAAGGGAAAUGUUAGCAGUGAAGCCCACUCAAUAUUGUUGCAAUUGAAUUGCAAUGGUACGAAGACUUCAAUUACGUUGGUUUUUACCUCACGUGGUCCGAUUUUCCCUCCCUCUCGAUUCCUGCACUUGUAGCAUUUAAAUACCGUGCGAAAAUGCAUAAUAGAUGCUUCGAUCAGCUGCUGGCUCAAAGCAGAAUGCGGUGCAAGCAUCUCCCUUUCCCAGAGAAUGGUGCAUUCGUGUCACGUGGACUUGCCGAAGGUCAGCCAAGUACUUGUGUCCAGUCUUAAUGAGGAUGGGAGGAGAGUUCUGAUUCUGCUAAGGGUGUUCUCAACCUGCGAAUCAAUGGACCUCCCUCACUCCCACAGGGAUAAAGUUAGCUACGUUGGGCAGGGUGGGGGUUCCACAUGUAUUCUAAGAAGCCAAAAAUAGAGUACGCUAAUGUUGUUCAGCAUGAGAAGAAAACACAUUGAUUGACCCACCUGAACUGCUAGACUAGCAGGACGCAACUGAUGCCAGCACCCGUCUGGAGAAAGGACUGGCCCUGGCAGGAGAAAAUCUGAGAAUGACAUGACGCUGGCGUGCCACUCUGCCCCCUGCUGAUGCAGGUCUGGGAACGAGCUAUGUGAACCCAGAACACGUCCCGAAAGCUGCACAAAAUUGGAAAAAGAUCACGCCGGUCGAGCUAGCUGAAUGUGUGUAGAGACCGGUUCUUGCAAAGUCAGAAUGAACUGGAAUAUCCUUUUAACGUCUUCAAUGCUAAUCUGCACAUUAAGACCUUAAAUGUAAUUUUGCCACUGUAGUCUGAGUCGAAUAUUACUUAGAUAGGCUCAAACAAUUUUAAACUACUUCGAGAUUAAUCAACAGAUGAAAUGGUGCUUCUUUGUACUCUUGGGUCUUGUCUGAUCCAAUCUUAGGUAAACAAUUUAAGCCACACGAAUUGAAUGGCGGAAUUUGUUCAUUUCGUAUACAAAUACAUCUGUAAAGAGUUUAUUUUUUGGCAGAGGAAAUUGUCUAGUGUUCACGUCAAUGUAUUUGUCCAUUGCAUUAUGAUUUUUAUGGUCACUGUGUGGCAACGGCCGAGUGCCAAGUGGCAAUACCAGGGCACGGAGUGUCAUGUGUCCAAUCGGGAUGUCGGCAGCAGCUGCAGACAGACUUACAUGAAGGUGACCACAUGCACCUGGUGGUUGGUGGUCACACCAGCCCUGCUGCAACAGGCCCAUAAUGAAUACUGCUGAGUUUUGAUCUGAGAGACCCUUAGGCCUUGAUUCAAACAGCAUUUCUUUUCCUUUUGCACUGAUCUGCUGUCAGAUUUAUGCCAUCCCUCGGAACUGCCGGGAAUCAAUACAGUGUAUGGGGGCAGGGAAUUGCAUAAACUCUAAGCAUGUGUGAGAACUGAUGGGAAAAGCCCCCCUGUUUGUGUGUUUUAUGAGGUCGUCAGCCACCCAUCGAAGCCACUCGGCCUCGCAUCUUUCACACUUGGAUUAAUUGCUAGUCUUGUGUCCUCGGUUGCAUGUUUUUAUACAGGUUAGAAAUAUUUUCACAUACUGUGUACCGGAAUGACUUGUUAAGCUGAGAGGGCCACAAAGGUGUGAAUGACUAAUAUUAGGAAGUCUCAGUUCUGAUCAGAUUCAACAACGUGUAUCCUGGAAAAUCACGAAUCUGCCUUGUGUGAGAUGUGUGGGUGUUAUUGUGUUUCUGCUACCACUGGCUGGUGAGGGAUUCAGACAUUGGCUUUUUAGAGUCAUGUGACCAUUUCCGUUCUAGCAGUCAUGCUUAACGGCUGACAGUGGGCUGUCUGCAAUGGAAUAAUGCAGUUGUGAUUAAAAUAUAAUUAUCCACUCGUUUAACCUAAUCCAGUCCCCCCCAUUUUUGUAAAUGUGUGCUUAAUUUACCAGACAGCCUUAAAGUCAAACUUAAGCAAAAAUGCCUAUGAAUGUAUGGGUCACAAGGUGCAGAAUCUGUGAAAAAUAAAGUAACAAAAAUUCAAGGGAAUUAAUAAAUUAAAGGGCCAUUGUUCUGUUUUCCCUUUCCGAUUUUCAGGUUUCAAAGAUAAGGCCCAUGCGUGAGUCAUUUCAAUAGAGGCAGACCGUCACUGAAGCUUUCUAGGACUGUGUCCAAACCCCAAAUCAUGCUCAUAGCCAAGAUGUAAUCAUAAAUCACUCUGCCAAAAAUGACAGAAGGUAUAUGUGUGUGCUAAGCCGUCCGUCUGAGACCUGUUAUCGUCAAGGGACUUUUCUCAACAUCAUGUAGAUCAAACCUUGGACACGCAGUCGUUUCUGUAACAUGCAGGGUUUGUGCGUUUAUAUCCAGGACCAAUCAUCUGCUGCUAUCAAAGCUCUACACACAUACUACUUUGCAGAGAUGCUGCACAGACAGCGAAAAGUUAACAUCUAGUGUACAUGCAUUUUAUUUGAGUCUGCUGUAAGGGCGUACGUGAAUCAUUUAUCCUAAGCUCUCGUUCAGUGUCACUUACCUGAUAGUCAAGCGGAAAUAUCUGUCUCAAUACCGGCACAUAAUUACUGCUCAGCACUUUGUGAAGAAAAAACCUUACGUCAGCCAUGUUAUUUUGUGAGUGCAGAGAUGGAGCUUAAGGCUUUUGCAACAUUCCCCACGGAAUUUAACCAAAAUUUAACUGAUUGUUGAUUAGCUUCCACAGAAUUUAUUUGGUACAAUUAUCGGCGUUUUAGGGGAUCAAAAAAGAGGAGAAUUUUUUAUUUUAUGGAAAAUUGAUUGACGAGUUGAAGUCAACACGUGUCAGAGUAUUUAUGUAUAUUUUUCAAAUGCCAUAAAUUCUUCAUAUUCGUUUUUAUUUAUGCUAAGGUUAAGCUGUGCUGUAAAUAUAAAUUGUACAGAUGAGGAGAGAUUUUUUCGGUGCCUUAAAGAUUGAAAUAUUAAACCUAAAAUAAUUCUCUAAAGUUUGAAAAAUAAGAACUUUAAAUACUAAUGGAGAAUUGCCCUUAAUGUAACUGUCAUUUAAGCUGUUAUAUCUGAAUAGGAAUAAAAGUUUUGCCACAUAAAAGCAAACAAUCAAGAAGUCAGACGUCAGAGAUUUAGUUUUUGCUAAACAACUAAAAUGUCAGGGAGGAGUGGAUAUGAUAAACCUGACGGUUUGAUAAAGAAAAUCGCGAAUGACAGAUGAGGAUAUUUCCAUAAAAAAUAACGCACUUUUUAACACAGCCUAACAAUACAUUUUCAAUGACAGUAGAACAAGGACUGGGAUGGAUGGGGGGAGGGGUGGCCAGCGUUAAAUGCUUUCGACUGUGCAUUCAUAGAUACGCAGAGAAUCAUGGCCAACAUGAUAAACUGCCAAUUAUUUUUUUUGCGUCAUAACACAGAGUUUUCAGUAUCGGUACCAAGAGUCCGUAGUGAAUGCAGAAAUGCACUGAUGACGUCAUGAUUCGAGGGAACCUGUGGUCCCGGGGGGGAUGGCCAAGCUGUCGGACCAUUCAAAUAGCUGCUACAAAACCGAGCACUUUGAUGCAUCAUGCUACCUAGGCAUGCUAGAAAGGGCUCAGAUGCGUUCUUCCUGUCGUCACUAGUCAGGUCAGGCUAAUCCGCUAUUUGUUGUUUCAUUUCACACACGCAGGUCGGACCAGAGUGUCCAUGUCAAAUGUUUGGGACGUGCCGCAGCCGGACAUUCCCGUCCUCUUUUGGGUUUGCUGCACACGCAUUUACUGUGCUUGGAAAAAAAUCAAACAAAAUGAUCGUAAUCCAAAGUUCCUGAAGAUUAGCGCCUUCUAGCCCUGUUUACUCCAAUUUGACUUCAUUAUCUGUUCAUGUGAGAAGCUGAGGAUCAGACUAAUUGUGAUGGGAAAAUGAUACAGGAAUAGGAUAGAAUAUACAGAAAGGAUGUUGUCUUUUUACAGUGUCCUAUUUACAAUGUAUACAUAUAAUAAUCAUCGUGUGAUACAGAGGAUGUAGCUACAGAGGGCUGUAAAGAGUUAACAACUGUGCAUAUCUGCAUAACCUGAUGAUAUAUUGUGCCAUAUGUAGUUUUCCUGCUUUUCCGUUUUGGAAAUCACCCAGGGGUCGCCGUCCACUUUAUUUAGGCUUCUGCUCUUUGAAGGACACGGAGCGGCUGUGUUACGCGGACCCGUCGAGCGCGUUUAUGUGUCUGGUUGUUCCGUUCAAUGCAGCACCACUCUUCUUCUCUCUCGCGCUGGAGCUGGUCUUUACGUUAAUUCUUGCACCGUGUUUGACACCCUGCGCGCUUUUCUGUGCCAGUGUAAAAUGUGCAUAAUGUUUAUAUGUUACAAGUUAUCAUUUAUUUCUUUUACGGAAAAGAUCUUUCCUCUCAAAGGCAUUUUAAUACUCAAGUACUUCUAGUAUAUUUAUGCUAAGAAAUAAGCAUUAAACCCACCGACGUAGCUCUAAUUUUACUGUAAAAUUAGCUGUGCCUGUCAGAAUUUGUCAGCAAGGGUGAAAACAGAGAAAAUCGCUGUAAUAUAGUUCUCAUUAUAUUAUUUUAUUCUCCUCACCUUGGCUAUAAACUGUGCGUAGUGUAUAAAUGGGUGGCUCUUUCAGCGUUACAGGAAAAAGCUGAUUAAAUCAGGGGAAUGUGCAUAUUUAGCAAUAAUAGUCUUCUGUAGAAAGCAGCAGAAUAUACUGUUAAGCUUCACCCCCUGAGAAUCUGUAUGAGCGGAUAAUUAUAGUUUCCAUUCACUGAACUACCGGUAAACAAGUUAAAGUGCGUUCAGAUGAAGACCACAUAACGUGUUCACCAUCGUUCUGUUUUUUUUCUAAUGCAAUUGCUGAUACAUUAAUUGUGCAUAAAUAUGUGCACAAACUUAUAGCGAUAGUCAUUUCAACUCGAGUCCACCUAAAAUGCUUUUAGAGAGGAAGAGCUUUGGGCAUUUUUUUUUCUUUUCUGAUUAAACAUGAGUUACCAUCUGGACAAAUGUACACCACCUCCUAGAUCAUGGAAUGUGAAACAAUAAGUAAAAGGUAGAUGUUUAGUAAAACUAUUUUCAAUUCUUGAAUAUCAUAUCAAUAAAGAUGAAUAUAAAUGCCAAAAAUUCAUAAUUUGUAAAGAAAUAUAGACAUAUAGAAAUAUAUAAAUAUAUGCUUAGUUUAAAUCAAACUUUUCGCUUGUGUUUUAAUUAUAAUAAUUAUAAUUUGCAUUAUAAUAAAUUAUAAUUUGCAUUACUUUGAAUGAGUCAUGAUGGCAUGCAAGACACUAAUAUUGAAUGUAUGAGUUUUCACGUUUUCGUUUAGAAUAAAUAUUUUAUCUAUAUGUCAUUUUAUUUAUGUGUUUAUUUACUGUCAUUUUAGCUUUGAAUAUUACCAGCAGGUCUUACAUUUCAAUUUUACUGUCAUUAUAGAUUUAUUUUACUGUGCUUUAAGUGUUUUGCAUCAUUUCAUGUUUUUAUGAAUCUGGCUCUUUAAAUAGUUAAAGCACUGCUAUUCAUCUGUAAAUAUUUCUGCAAUUAAAUUUUCUAAGAAAAUGUUAAA